This is a messenger RNA of Xyrichtys novacula (pearly razorfish), 4010 nucleotides long. The record is from the annotation of a GenBank genome assembly. NCBI's taxonomy places the organism in Eukaryota, Metazoa, Chordata, Actinopteri, Labriformes, Labridae.
AUGCUUGUUUUGGUAAUGUGCAUACAGGAAUUCAGACAUACCGCCUGGCUGCAUUAUUAGGCAUCAGUAUUCAAUUCACUGUUUUUAACUUCAAGCUGAAAAAUCUUCAUGUAAAGUGCAGAAACUGUUUUCUCAAUGCUCAGAAGUGAUUUUUUUUUUUUUGUUCAAAUUUGAGCUUUGGUUUAUUUUGCCUUUAGUUCUGGUCCUCCAAUCGUGUCCCGCCAGUAGGGGGCAGACUAUAUCAUGUCCCCACAGCUGAGGUCUACAUUAAGGACUGCUUCCGCUCCUGGCCUUCCUCUUUUCCUCUGCAUCGGGUCGGAGCCAUGGUAUGAAACCAUCACACGAAACAAUUUUCCAGAAUCAAACUCAAUCUUGCCCAUUGAAGACUUAAUACUGUGUCUUUUUAACUCAGAUUAGUAUAACACGAUCUAAUCCACGCUGUUGCCGCAUUAUUGUCUGUCUUUUGUUUGUUUUUCGCUGUUAGAUUGACCCGAAAUUGUACCUGAUGUGUUAGCAUUGAAACGCCGCUGGUAGCCGCGCUGACAUUACAGUCGGCCUCUUUCAGGAGGAAUAACUCAGACUUGAUAUUUUAUAGUCUUUCUAUUCGUGAAGAGAAGGUUUCUGUCUGUGUUGGGACUUUAAAGUAUUCACGCCAAAUGUCUUUCACCAUUUGUUCGUGAUAAUGUUAACAUGCUAGCUGUGUUGCUAACGUACGCUUCCUAUACCCUCGCAGCAGUGUAGUGAAGAAGCUCGACACUAGAAUCUCGUGAUUGUCCCUUAAGUUUGUCAAUUGAUUCAGUUUAUUAUGAAAAUGUAUAACUUUGCAAUCUGUCGAUGUUUUGACAUAGAUAUAUUUUAUAGUGAGUGAAAGUUCUAAGACUAUAGUACAUCCUCACAUUGACACACGUCGAUAGUGGCCUGAAGUUUAUGGCCUGUCUUUAGUUAUUAGGAUUAUUCUCGGUUCUGUCAGGCUGGUUUUCAACGAUAUACGUCCAGAUGUUAGAGACUGUUUUCAUGGUGCAAUCUCCUUGUUUUCUAGGUGAACGUCCCGAAGACCCGCAGGACUUACUGCAAGAAGUGCAAGAAGCACCAACCCCACAAAGUAACCCAGUACAAGAAGGGAAAGGAUUCCCUCUAUGCUCAGGGUAAAUACUUCUAUACUUAUAUCAGCCGUAGCAUUAUGAUCAUUUACAGGGGGAGGAAAUAGCAUUGAUAAUCAAUGCACAAUGAAAUGUUUAAGUUGAUGGGCUGAUGUGUUUGAAGCAGGUCAAUCUGGGAUUUUGUCAAUGGCCAAACUGUGAUGUCAGUACUUAGCAAAAGUGGUCCAAAGAUAGAACAGUGACCCCCAAUUUCCUUUGCAUCUGGAACAUCUAUGAAAAGGCCAUAUCUGCCGAUCGCAGCUGAUCAGAACCAUUCAAGUUAAUGUGUCAAUCUCCACCGGCUUCUGGGUGGAAAUUGGGCGGAGACAAAAGUGAGGUUUUUAGACAGCAUUCCACCAGGAUGACACCAUGGAUGAGGAGAUGCUGAUUUUAGAAGCCAAGAGGUGGUUUUCCUCCAAUCUACUGCCUAUAUGGUUAGCCUCUGCGGCUAAGAGACAACUUUUUAUCACACGAUUGCACGUGAAUCUGCGGGUUGUUGUGAGUUCUCGCGAUAAUCGCUGUCCGCUAUCUGCCAUGAAAUUCAUCUCACCAACAGAUCUGGUAGGAAUUGGCGGACAGCAGAAAUUGCUGUCGUUCUGGAUCUGAGCUGUUCCUGAUGCAGUGAAAAUUUGGGGUGACGUGGGCAGUCAAAGUUGUCCUAAAGUCUUCGUCAUUUAGGAAAGCUUUUGGACCAUAAACUGCUGAAAAAUUGACCGCUGGUUCUGCUAUAAAAUUUUUAAAAUACAUAGUGCACCUCUGUUGCACGAAGGGAUACCUAGUCCUAGAUUUGUUAGGGGGCCCAUGCAUGACCUCUUACUAUUACCUUGGUGGUUUCCAAAUUCCCAGAUCUCAGUCCAGUUGAGCAUCAGUGGAAUUUACUUGAUAAUUAAGUCUGAUCCAUGGGGAGCCCACCAUCUAACUUCCAGGACUUGAAGGAUUUGCUUUUAAUGUGGUUGUGCCAAAUAUCUCAGCUCACCUUUAGAUUUGUAUUUUGAGUUAAUACAGUGUUCAUACGUGUUUGUGCUGAUAUAAGAAGCUGUAAAGAUGACUGGCAGCUGAUCCAUUGGUGAUUUGGUGACACUCAUCACAAGUGAACACUGCAAAAAAAAAACUUGAGGGUAAUGGGAUUUUGCUCUUGUCAAGUGUGGGCUGCUUUGGUCCGGAGUUGAUGGGAGCAGGGUCUUCACUAUAUCAGGAAAUGGUCCUAUUGUCAUGGCUCAUCACUGUAUACUGUAUGCAAAGCAGAUUUUAACAAACCAAAUUGUGUGUCUUGCAGGUAAGAGGAGAUACGACAGGAAGCAGAGUGGGUAUGGUGGUCAGACUAAGCCCAUUUUUAGAAAAAAGGUACGACCAGUCCUAAAUUUGAUCAUUUUUAUGGAAAGUAGUGCACCUCUGUGCUUUAUGUUAAAUAAAAGAGAAUGUAGUCUUAAGUCAAUGAACUGCUGUGUUACAGGCUAAGACAACAAAGAAGAUCGUGUUGAGGCUUGAGUGUGUGGAGCCCAACUGCAGAUCCAAGAGAAUGCUGGCCAUCAAGAGAUGCAAGCACUUCGAGUUGGGUGGUGACAAGAAGAGAAAGGUAGGUGUCUUUCUUUUUCAUCUUUGUUUUCAACUCUACUACCGUGCUGGGUGCUUUUAUUCCCUUUCUAAAGGCUGGCUGAAUUGUACAGCUUGGAGUCUUAGGUCAAUGUGAACAGGAUGGCUGCAUAGACUCCCUGAAAGCUGUUUUUGACUGCACCUACUCUGUAAAUGAAAGUGUGUCUUCUGUUUUUUGAACAGUGUUUAUGCAGACACCAAUUCAACAGCCGUCCUUACAAAAGGAAACUGUCAUUUCAUGGCAAUGAAGACCUAAAUGUUGAUAAUACAACUCUUAUUUAUUGUACCUCAUUGAAUUAUGAUCAGUGGGCCAAAGGAUAGAAUUUUAACAGGCCUUUUUUAGGAUGUAGGAUGAGACAUUAAUAAUGAUUCAGACUGUUUGAGGACAAAAACGGCACAUUAAGUCACUAAAGAAAACUCUUACAAACAAAUACUGUGGAUCAGUAGAAUGUAGUCCACUGUGACUUUGUGUAUUCUAUUUUGCUGGUCUUUUUAUUUUGCAUAUGUCUGCAUAGUCAUGUAAUAUGAAACUUCUGUGUAUUAAGAAAUCACAGAGUAGUAUAUUGGUUCAGUUGACAAAUCCAGUCGCAUGGUUGAUUUUAUCAAGCCAAUACUGUAUUCACAUAGAAAUGAUUCUUUAGACUGAUUAAUAGUGAUUAAUUGCUCAUCCUUAUUAAAAAACAAACCGUUUUUUUUUUAAAUAUAACGUUAGUUUUAGAGUUAUAACAGAACUUUGCAGACUAUUUGAAGUUAAAAUUUUGCCUAACAGGAAGCAGGAUAUGGCAUGAAAAGCACACUGCAGAAGCUGAAGUGUAACGUUAACAUGAUUGCUGGCAAAGCAAUAGACCAAAUGUAUAUUUUCAUGCAAACUAACAAAUGAGCAGGCAUCUUGACUGUUGUUGUAAAAGUGAUCCAACUUGAACUACUUUUUGUUUAGCGUAGGUCUCAUCAUAUUUAUCAUUAUGGAACAUCCUUCUCAAACUAUUGCUUGACCAUUAUUUCAGAAAACCCAGACAGUACCGCAGAAGUCUGAAAGAAAAAGUAGUUACUGCAGGUUUCAUUGAUAUGUUCUCGCUCUGUUGAAUACUGAUGUUUGCCAUUAGGAUGAUAAUUGUGUUUCCAGUGUAGAAGCAGUUGUCGUAUUGCUGACUCCUCUUAACCCACCCUGCAGUGUAUCAUACCUCCAGAGUAAAUACAGUAUAAAAUAGUAAUUGUGCUUGAAUGUCAUUUUAACUGGUGUCUGUCUGUUUCUUACAGGGCCAGGUCAUCCAGUUCUAA